Protopterus annectens (West African lungfish) is the source of this 2271-nucleotide messenger RNA. RefSeq names its product alpha-1,6-mannosyl-glycoprotein 2-beta-N-acetylglucosaminyltransferase (gene MGAT2). The transcript has 3 exons. Gene Ontology annotation, molecular function: alpha-1,6-mannosylglycoprotein 2-beta-N-acetylglucosaminyltransferase activity. Lineage: Eukaryota; Metazoa; Chordata; Ceratodontiformes; Protopteridae. The record is from RefSeq and is a predicted model, not a curated record. Gene Ontology annotation, cellular component: Golgi stack; Golgi membrane. Gene Ontology annotation, biological process: oligosaccharide biosynthetic process; protein N-linked glycosylation. The coding region runs from base 820 to 2127 and encodes 435 amino acids.
AGCUUACCGGCAUCUCAUAUAUUUCCGUUAUUGAGACAGCCCCGAUCUUUUUGGGCAGCAAAGUUAAACUAAGACUAAAACUGGGAACAUUGUUUUUUUUUUUCUUCCGUAUCACACAAACUCUCAUUUUUUUUCGCACACAAACAAAAGAAGAAUAAAGCACUCUGGGAAUGAAGAAAUAGAAAAUAAGUUGUAAAGCUUGAAGACCAAAGUUGUCUUGAAAACAACACUUCCUAACCAACCAAACUGCGUGGAAAUUAUGAUGUUGUGUAUGACAUGAAAAUGGGAAGCAAGUGCACGAAGCCAAGUCGUUCUACAGGAACCAGAAGAUGAGCGGUUUAUUCCACAGGGAACGAAAACAGUAAUGGAAUACGACUGAAGAUUCAGCCUUGAUCCAUAUUAAGUAUUGCCGACUAGUCAGAGGGAAUUCAUGAUCACAUGACUUUGGACAUGAGCAUUGUCCUGUUGUAUGUUUACUUCACAGGUGUCGACCCAGCUAGAAAUCUGCUUGAAGGACUUUCUUGAAGUGGCUAUAUCCGUAUCACUCUGAUCAAUGAGGAAUGGCUUCCUGGAACUGUUCUCUGGAAAUAAGCAUAUCAAUAACUUCAUCCCUGUCAGUGGAUUAAUCAUGUUUUGUAAAUCACAUUGCUGAUAUUACAAAAUGGAUAGCUGUCAGACUCAUGGAAAGUCUCCUGAAAUAAAAUGAAAAUUAUAUUUUCAUAAAAACAGUUUAUAAGACAUUUUUUGCAAUAAUUGUCUUUGGAAAUAGUACCCUUUUUAAUUCAGAAAGUGCUGCGAAAGCAAAUUUAAUGCUGUAUCAUGAGGUGUAGGAUCCAUAAGAAAAAGGUGUUUAUAUUAGUCCUGAUAGUGGCAGCCUGUGGCUUGGCAUUUUGGAACAGUGGAAAGCAAAGGAAAAAUGAAGUCUUCAGCAGAGAUUUGGAUACUGGAAGAUACAGCAGAAGCUAUACAUUGAAUAGUGUCAAACGAUAUGUUAAUGCAACUUCAGUGGACAAGGUGCAAAAGACGUCAACAGACAAUAUGACUAUGAUGUACAGAUCUCUUGUUUAUCAAAUAAAUUUUGAUCAGACUAUUAAAAACAAUAAUAUAGUGUCAAACCUUCUAAAAGAAGAUUCAGUGGUUGUAGUUGUACAAGUACACAAUAGACCAGACUAUUUGAAAUUGCUUAUAGAGUCUCUCAGAAAAGCGAGUGGGAUUGAGAAUGUUUUUUUGAUAUUUAGUCACGAUUAUUGGUCUGCAGAGAUUAACAGUAUUGUGUCUAGUGUUGACUUUUGCCAGACCCUUCAGAUUUUUUUCCCGUUUAGUAUACAGCUUUAUCCUAAUGAAUUCCCUGGCAGUGACCCAAAAGACUGCCCCAGAAAUAUUGAGAAGAAAGAUGCUAUCAGGAUUGGUUGUAUCAAUGCUGAGUAUCCAGAUUCAUUUGGUCAUUACAGAGAAGCCAAGUUCUCCCAAACAAAGCACCAUUGGCUGUGGAAGUUGCAUUUUGUGUGGGAAGGAGUGAAAAUCUUAAAAGACUAUAAGGGUCUGGUUCUGCUCAUUGAAGAAGACCACUAUGUGUCUCCAGAUUUCUACCAUGUUUUGAAAAAGAUGUGGCAACUGAAGACUGAGCAGUGUCCAGACUGUGAUUUGUUGUGUCUUGGGACUUAUUCUGGGGUUCCCACUUUUGCUAGGAUAGCAGAUAAGGUGCAGGUCAAAGCAUGGAGAUCAACUGAGCACAACAUGGGUAUGGUGAUGGACAGAAAAACUUACCAAGCGUUGAUCCAGUGUUCGGACUCUUUUUGUGCUUAUGAUGAUUACAACUGGGACUGGACCCUGCAACAUUUAACAGUGACAUGUCUGCCUAAGUUUUGGAAGGUUAUGGUUAGUGAGGUUCCCAGGAUUUACCAUGCAGGAGACUGUGGCAUGCAUCAUAAGAAGGCUUGCAGUCCUUCUGCAGAGAAGGCAAAAAUUGAAGACCUCUUAAAAGAAAAUACUAAGUAUAUGUUCCCAGAAGCUAUGGUUAUUAGCAAGACUUAUUCCAUGUCUGCAGUCUCGCCUCAUGUCAAAAAUGGGGGUUGGGGAGACAUCCGGGAUCAUGAACUUUGUAAAAGUUAUCAUAGACUGCAUUGAUCCUUUAGGGGGGAAAAAAAGCAGUAUUUUAUCUUUCAUAUAUGGCUGUUACAGGCAGUUUAUGGACAAGCAAAAAGUAUUGUACAUGGGGGUUAGGGUGUCUUUUUCUGUAAAACUUGAAUAAAAAAUCUUGGUCUGUUAAAA